CAAGUUUGAGGAUAACAGAGGAAGAUUAAGAAAAUUAUACAUGACUCGCAUCAUUUAAAUCUCAAAAUCGAUUUACUGAACGUAAUCCCAAUUCUCAAAUCAAAUUUUAAGCUGUUUCAGGAGUUGCUUCAGUAAUCGAGCAUGUGUAGGAUUCUAUGAGCUUCUUCAACCAAUUCAACUUCAAUUGGAGAAUAUAGUGCCUCACUUCCUCAUCUUAUCUGCACAGUAACAUUUCUAACAGGAAGGAAGAAAAAUGGUGUUUGGUCAAGUAGUAGUUGGUCCUCCUGGCUCUGGGAAAACAACUUACUGUAAUGGCAUGUCUCAGUUUCUCACUCUAAUUGGAAGGAAGGUUGCUAUUGUCAAUUUGGAUCCAGCUAACGAUUCAUUACCAUAUGAAUGUGCUGUGAACAUUGAGGAUCUUGUGAAACUUAGUGAUGUCAUGAUAGAACACUCUCUUGGUCCUAAUGGGGGUCUUGUAUACUGUAUGGAUUAUCUAGAGAAAAAUAUUGACUGGUUGGAAGAAAAAUUGAAACCUCUUCUGAAAGAUCAUUAUUUACUCUUUGAUUUUCCUGGCCAAGUGGAACUAUUUUUUCUUCAUUCAAAUGCCAAGAAUGUCAUCAUGAGGCUCAUAAAGAAAUUAAGUUUAAGGUUAACGGCAGUGCAUUUGGUUGAUGCUCAUCUUUGCAGUGACCCUGGGAAGUACAUCAGUGCAUUGCUUCUAUCCUUAUCCACAAUGCUACAUCUAGAACUCCCCCACAUAAAUGUCUUGUCAAAAAUUGAUUUAAUCGAGAGCUACGGAAAGCUAGCCUUCAACCUUGACUUUUAUACAGACGUGCAAGACUUGUCAUAUUUGCAACACAGUCUUGAUAAAGAUCCUCACUCUGCUAAGUACAGAAAGCUAACAAAGGAAUUGUGUGAUGUCGUUGAACACUACAGUCUUGUGAACUUUACAACUUUAGAUAUUCAGGACAAAGAGAGUGUAGGGAAUUUAGUGAAGCUGAUAGACAAAACCAAUGGGUAUAUAUUUGCUGGCAUAGAUGCAAGUGCAGUUGAGUUUAGCAAGAUUGCUAUGGGAGCUCCUGAUUGGGAUUAUUAUAGAGUUGCAGCAGUGCAAGAGAAGUACAUGAAGGAUGAUGAAAAUAGUAAUGAUGAUUGAUGAGGAAAAGCUGAUUAUUCUCUUGCAGCAAUGUAAGAGAAUGAUCACCUAGUAAUUUUACUUCAUUCGAUAUUAAGUUGUUUAUGGAACAUUACGAAAUUGACAGUGUCUGUAUUUCUCAUCCUUAUGGUGCUAAAGAUUUUGACAAUAUGGUGGAAGCAAUAGAGCUUUUAUUUACUUAGUUUCAGGAUAUUAGCGUACUAGACUCGGCUAACUUUGUUUGUAUAGAACCCUACCUCCUUUUUGUAUCGAACGAUAUGUUUGUUGUUAUUUGAAGUCAAUUCAUUUUAAUUUCUGCA
This is a messenger RNA of Trifolium pratense (red clover), 1455 nucleotides long. Its product is annotated as GPN-loop GTPase QQT1. The coding region runs from base 254 to 1156 and encodes 300 amino acids. Gene Ontology annotation, molecular function: GTPase activity. The record is from RefSeq and is a predicted model, not a curated record. The transcript is spliced from 11 exons. Lineage: Eukaryota; Viridiplantae; Streptophyta; Magnoliopsida; Fabales; Fabaceae. Gene Ontology annotation, cellular component: cytoplasm.